AUGCCCGAGAUGGCAGGGGCGGAGCGCAGGUUCGAGGGAAGGCACCUUCUCCAAAUAGCUCCGAUGAUGGAGGUAACCUACAAGGACUUCCGCUACUUUAUGCGCCUGCUGUCACGACGCGCCCAGCUCUGGACAGAGAUGGUCGUGGACGACACAAUUCUGCACAACACCGAGACCGAGAAGUGCGAUCGCUUUUUGAGGUACAACGAGGCUGAGCACCCCAUCGUCUGCCAGCUAGGAGGCAGCGACCCAAGCAAACUUGCUCAGGCAGCAGAGAUCGUGCAGAGGUAUGGCUACGAUGAGGUCAACCUCAACUGUGGAUGCCCCUCCAGCCGCGUAGCUGGCAAAGGCGAGUUCGGCUGCUCCCUGAUGAAGAAGAAGGAUGUCGUUCGAGAAGCCAUCCGGGCGAUGAGUCGCGCGGUGCAGAUUCCGGUAACCGUCAAGUGCCGUUUGGGUGCAGAUGAGUUUGACUCGCCCGAGUUCACUCGCGACUUCGUGAGAACCGUUGCCCAGGGCGGCUGCAAACAUUUCAUUAUCCAUGCGCGGAAGGCCUGGCUCAAUGGGCUGUCACCUGCGCAGAACCGAACGAUUCCGCCGCUGCACUAUCCAAGAAUCCUCGACCUUUGCCAUCAGUUUCCAGAUCUCAAGUUCAGCAUCAACGGCGGGAUCACUGAUGUGGGCCAUGCGAGAGCACUUCUGGGUUUCCCGCAUCAGCGUUUGGAUGGCGAAACCGAAGAGCUUUACUCCACAGCUUGGGGCUGGCCGGGUUCGGACGUCUUCUGUGGGUCUGCGGAGCCGUGCCCAGCUCUGCCGCCGAACCUUGAGGGUGUCAUGAUCGGCCGGGGCGCUAUGAACUCUCCCUGCAUGCUGUGGGAUGUGGAUCACAGCCUGUAUGGUGAAGAGAAGCGGAAGCCGAUGACACGCCGUGAACUUCUCGAGGGCUACAAAGAGUAUUUGCAGGAUGCACAUACGGAUGGCACUUCCGUGGGGUCGAUCCACCUGGCUUUGAAGCCGACCCUGGGAAUUCUUGCAGGAAUUCGCGGAAACAAGGCCUACCGUGCUACUGCAGACAAAACUAUGCGGCGGAAGGAUGUUGCUGAGAUGGGCCCUGCCUACGUUCUGGAAGCCGCUAUCCAAGCCGUAGACGAGGCAAAUCCAGGUGUGCUGGAUGAAGCUCUGCCCGCUACGGUGGCAUUCAGGCAACCGCCUGCAGCAGACACCCCGCGUGGACAGAAACGCAAACCAGCAGAGGUGGUGCCUUCAGAGGCGAUGGACUCACAGGCGGCGUCUGAGAGUGGAUCAUGCGCUGGUCCAAUGGAAGCUGUGCAGAUGGCAAGCCCAGCGCUGCUUGCAGCUUGA
Symbiodinium sp. CCMP2592 is the source of this 1359-nucleotide messenger RNA. The record is from the annotation of a GenBank genome assembly. NCBI's taxonomy places the organism in Eukaryota, Dinophyceae, Suessiales, Symbiodiniaceae.